AUGAAUAAUACACUGGAAAGUGUCAUGACCAAACUGUUGGUGCAACAAAAUGAGGCCGCAUCGCGUCAGCAGAGUCUGAUCGAAUCACUUGCUAGUAUGAUACGGACAUCAUCGUUGGCAGACACUUCACAGACAGUUCCCAGUACGGGGCAGGAACAAUUGAUGGAUGUAUUGUCCAAAAGUAUCAAUGAGUUUUGUCAUGAUCCAGAUUCGGAAUUGUAUUUUUCAAACUGGUACAGCCGUCACGAAGCACUUUUCUUAGAAGACGCCAAAUCACUUGGCGACGCAUCGAAGGUUCGGCUAAUUCUACGAAAAUUGAACCAGCAAGUGUACGGAAAAUAUGCAGAUUUUUUAUUACCUAGGAAACCACAUGAUCUCAAAUUCAAUGAGACACUUACUACACUUUCCACAUUGUUUGAUCGACAAGAGUCGCUUUUCAACGUACGAUAUAAUUGUCUUAAAAAUGUGAAGGAUGAAAAUGAGGACUUCAUUACGUAUGCCGGUAGAGUGAAUAAGUUAUGUGAACGUUUCCAGAGUAAUCAAAUGACCUCGCAACAAUUUAAAUGUCUUAUGUUUAUAGUUGGAUUACAAUCACAUGAUUACAUGGAGGUUCGUAGUAAACUUAUAUCCAUGCUGGAUAGGACCACUGACAUUACGUUAGAGGGAUUGACUACCGAAGUGCAACGUAUGAUGGUACUUAAAAACGACGUAAAUCUGGUGGAGACACAUACACCACAGGUUAAUGCUGUAUCUUACAGGAAAUUUAAGGAUCAACAAACCAGAAACAACGUACGCACUAAAGACGUUUCUGGUGAAGAUAAUAAUGAUGGCCCAACACGUCCUUGCUGGCAAUGUGGAUCAAUGCAUUAUGUCAAAGAUUGUUCCUAUACACAACACGAAUGCACAGAAUGCGGUUAG
This is a messenger RNA of Calliphora vicina (urban bluebottle blowfly), 918 nucleotides long. RefSeq lists its product as uncharacterized. Lineage: Eukaryota; Metazoa; Arthropoda; Insecta; Diptera; Calliphoridae. The record is from RefSeq and is a predicted model, not a curated record. Bases 1 to 918 code for a protein of 305 amino acids. The transcript has a single exon.